UAACCCGAUUUAUCUUAAUAUAAUACAUAUAUAAUUUGUGUAAGUAAUUAAAUAUUAAUUAACAUGAUUUAAUAUAAAAAUCGGAUCCCUGAUUUGAAUUCUCUACACUACCACACCUCCACAGACCAUCACUUCACAAAGCUCUGCAAUCGCUCUCACCACAGCCAUGGAACCUCAAUCUCCACCAAAACCAAACUUCGCACUACCGGUAGACUCCAGUUUCAAAGCCACCGUAUUCCGUCCACUCUCACUCGUAUCACCGCAUAUGCGCGCUUUCCACCUCGCGUGGCUCUCGCUCUUCUCCUGCUUCCUCUCCACCUUCUCAAUCCCGCCACUCAUUCCUAUCAUCCGCGACGACCUCAACCUCACCGAGACGGACAUCGGCCGCGCCGGUAUCGCGUCCUUCGUCGGCUCAAUCUUCUCUCGUCUCGCCAUGGGCCCGGUCUGCGACCUCCUCGGCCCACGAAUCGCCUCCGCCACGCUCUCCCUAGUCACAGCCCCAAUCGUACUAUCCGUUUCUCUGAUCCAUUCGGCUCAAUCGUUCAUCCUGAUACGGUUCCUAGUGGGCCUGUGUUUGGCAAACUUCGUAGCGAACCAGUUUUGGAUGAUGUCCAUGUUUUCAGGCAAUGUAGUUGGGCUCGCUAACGGAGUCUCCGCCGGCUGGGCAAAUACGGGCUCCGGUGUGGCCCAAUUAGUCAUGCCAAUUAUAUGUAGCCUCAUCAAUGAAUACCUAAACGUCCCUCUUUUCACUUCCUGGCGUUGGUCCUUCAUUGUACCAGCAAUUUUUCAGGCUUUCACAGCUAUACUGGUACUCGUAUAUGGACAAGACCUUCCAUUAGGAGACUAUAAUAGCUACAGAAAAUCGAAAAAAAUGGAAGAGAAAUCACAAGGGAUGGGUUUUUUUAAAGUUUUGUUUAAUGGGUUAAUGAAUUACAGAGGGUGGAUUUUGGGAUUGAUAUAUGGGUUCUGUUUUGGUGUUGAAUUGACAACAGACAAUAUGAUUGCAGAGUACUUUUAUGACAGGUUUGGAGUGAAUCUUGAGGUGGCAGGGACUAUUGCGGCGUGUUUCGGGUUGUCGAAUUUCUUUUCGAGGCCAAUGGGAGGGGUUUUGUCGGAUAAGAUGGGGAGGAGGUUUGGUAUGAGAGGGAGGCUGUGGGGGUUGUGGAUGGUGCAGACGGUGGCUGGGUUGUUCUGUAUUCUACUCGGACGAGUUGACUCACUGUGGGGUUCCAUUGUUGUGAUGUGUGGAUUUUCUGUUCUUGUUCAAGCUGCUUCUGGCCUCACUUUUGGGGUGGUACCAUUUGUGUCCAAAAGGUCACUCGGAGUGAUAUCAGGGAUGACGGGGAGUGGAGGGACUGUGGGUGCAGUUGCAACCCAGGUAUUGCUGUUUUCAGGUUCUUCUGCAUUCUCAAAGCAAACCAGCAUCUCUCUAAUGGGAGUUCUGAUGAUUCUGUGUGGUCUUCCUGUCGCCUUAAUUUACUUCCCACAGUGGGGAGGCAUGCUAUGUGGCCCUUCAUCGGAUUCCAAUUCAGCAGAUGACGAUUAUCGCCUUCUUGAUUGACGAUUUCUGAUUGUAUAUUUGUGUAGCUUAUAUUUGCCUUUUACCUUUUGUAUAUCUUGAUAAGGUACCUCUUUUUAUGGUAGGACAUUUUGAACCCACCUGACAAAAUAAAUCUCAUGUACGGGAUUUUAGUAUCUCGCUGACAUUUUAUCACAGGUUGUGGCCCCAAAUCAUUGGU
Tripterygium wilfordii is the source of this 1739-nucleotide messenger RNA. RefSeq names its product high affinity nitrate transporter 2.7. The coding region runs from base 167 to 1561 and encodes 464 amino acids. Gene Ontology annotation, molecular function: nitrate transmembrane transporter activity. NCBI's taxonomy places the organism in Eukaryota, Viridiplantae, Streptophyta, Magnoliopsida, Celastrales, Celastraceae. Gene Ontology annotation, biological process: transmembrane transport. Gene Ontology annotation, cellular component: membrane. The transcript is spliced from 2 exons. The record is from RefSeq and is a predicted model, not a curated record.